AAUAUUUUUAUAAAGUGUCAAAAUCUCAUCUAAGUCACACACUUCUACACACCUCCGGUGACACCUACAAUGGUUGCUAACCAAAAUAAGGUGGUGGUCGUAAUGAUUCCACUACCGCUACAAGGCCAUCUCAACCAGCUCCUCCACCUCUCCCGACUUAUCUCCGCUCACAACGUCCCCGUCCACUUUGUUUGCACGACGGCCCACGGCCGCCAAGUAAGACUACGCCUCCAAGGGUGGAACCCUAAUACCAUAUCCACUAUAUUUUUCCAUGAUCUCCCUAUUCCACCCUUUGCAUGUCCACCUCCCAACCCCAACUCCACUAACAAGUUCCCCUCUCAUCUACAACCAUUAUGUGAAGCGGCAACUCAUCUCCGUGAUCAUGUCGCCUCCCUCCUCCAAAAACUCUCCCCUACCACUAACCGCCUCGUGGUCAUCCAUGAUUCCCUCAUGAGCACAGUUGUUCAAGACUUUGUUUGUCUCCCAAACGCGGAAUCUUACACUUUUCAUAGCGUAUCGGCUUUCUCCACGGCUUUAUACACAUCCGAGAAGGUUGGAGAACAAAUCCGAAAGUUAAUUGAAUCACAGGGCACUACAGAAUAUGAUCUCUCGUUCGAUGGCUGCUUCACUCCGGAUUUCAAGAAAUUUAUUGGUGUCCAACAUGAGUACGCGAAACUGAGCUCAGGUCGCAUAUACAAUACAUGCAGAGUCAUCGAGCAGCCGAUCUUGGACCUACUUGAAAUCGAGGCAAGAAGUAGAAACAAGACAUUAUGGGCUCUUGGACCCUUCAAUCCUUUGGAACUAAAAAGUGAGUCAAAAGUCUUGAGAAAAGAUGAUGGUCCAGUCGAGAAAUGCCUCAAUUGGCUUGACAAACAAGCAUCGAACAGUGUGAUAUUUGUAUCUUUCGGGACUACCACUUCGUUCUCACAAGAACAAAUCAUCGAGAUUGCAACCGGGUUGGAAAUGAGCGAUCAAAAGUUUGUGUGGGUGGUGAGAGAAGCGGACAAAGGCGAUGUUUUUAGCGACGACAUUAUUCGUGUCAAACUCCCUGAAGGGUUUGAAGAUCGAGUCAAAGAUCGAGGCUUGGUGGUUCGAGAAUGGGCACCCCAGUUAGAUAUUCUAGCGCACCCAUCCAUCGGUGGGUUCAUGAUUCACUGUGGAUGGAACUCGUGUAUUGAAAGCAUGUCAAUGGGUGUUCCAAUAGUUGCAUGGCCCAUGCACUCCGACCAACCAAACAAUGCGGUUUUGGUAACUAAUAUUCUUAAAAUAGGGUUUCUGGUGAAAGAUUGGUGCCGGAGAGAGGAGGUUGUGGCGUCCGCAGCGGUGGAGAAGGCAGUGAGGAAAUUGAUGGGUACAAAUGAAGGGGAAGAAAUGCGGAAGAGAGCCGUGGCAUUAGGCCGAGAAGUUAGAAAGUAUGUUAUAGACGGCGGUAUUACUCAAACGGAGCUGGGAUCGUUCAUUGCUCACAUAACUCGAUAAAAUAAGGAGUGGCUAAAGCACCCUAAACCGACAAUAAUGAUCGGGUGAUGAAGACUAAAUUAAAUAUCAGCUAGCCGUUAUUUUCUGUCUUUUUCUUUUUGUGGCUGGGGAGGUGACAAAUAAUGUAGGGUCUGGUCGCCAGCACAUCGUUUGAGUUUCGACUCAACUGAAUUCUUUAUUUGGUGUGUGCUGUCGACAUUCAAACAGAUUUAAUGGUUGAUGUCUUUAGUUCAUUGCAAAAGGUUGUCUUUUCAUUCCAAUAAUGAUAACAAUAUAUUUGGUUUGAUAUUUUAUCCUA
Messenger RNA from Helianthus annuus (common sunflower), 1777 nucleotides. RefSeq names its product zeatin O-glucosyltransferase. The transcript is spliced from 4 exons. The record is from RefSeq and is a predicted model, not a curated record. Lineage: Eukaryota; Viridiplantae; Streptophyta; Magnoliopsida; Asterales; Asteraceae. The coding region runs from base 70 to 1479 and encodes 469 amino acids. Gene Ontology annotation, molecular function: UDP-glycosyltransferase activity.